AUGACAACAAUUAAAUUUGAAAUUAUAUCCGAUAAAUAUGGCAUAUUUAGUGUCGAUUCUUCCUCCUAUUCAGAUGACCGAUUGAAUAAUUAUAUCACACGAGAUCAAUAUAUACAUAUAAUAUCGAAAAUUAAUCAACGAAUUCAAAACUUCAAAUCUCCAAUGAAUAUACCGUGCUUCUUGACUGUAGAAUUUCGUCUUCAACAACAGAGAGCAGCAUCAGUAACAGUAUCUUCUGUACGUGAGCCAAUUGAUUCGAGAUCAAUUCGGCUGAAUCCAUCUGCUUCUGGUCUUGUGCUAGAUCUCGAACGAGCCACAACAUCAUUAGACAAUGAACAAUACUCUCAACAUGUAUUUGCUCCAGCUACUCCUCCGCCACCAUCCUAUUAUAAAGUCAUUUGUUUAUUUUCACAAGGAGUCUUUAGCGAUUGUCCCAAUUGUAGUAAUCAAAAGUGUGUAUUUAAUGCAAAAUAUUGUACACAGUGUGGAUAUUCACUAUCAGUGUAA
This is a messenger RNA of Rotaria sp. Silwood2, 507 nucleotides long. The record is from the annotation of a GenBank genome assembly. Lineage: Eukaryota; Metazoa; Rotifera; Eurotatoria; Philodinida; Philodinidae.